Batrachochytrium dendrobatidis JAM81 is the source of this 1002-nucleotide messenger RNA. RefSeq lists its product as uncharacterized. The coding region runs from base 1 to 1002 and encodes 333 amino acids. Lineage: Eukaryota; Fungi; Chytridiomycota; Chytridiomycetes; Rhizophydiales. The record is from RefSeq and is a predicted model, not a curated record. Gene Ontology annotation, molecular function: monoatomic ion transmembrane transporter activity. The transcript has 3 exons. Gene Ontology annotation, cellular component: mitochondrial inner membrane. Gene Ontology annotation, biological process: monoatomic ion transport; mitochondrial transmembrane transport.
AUGUCAGAAUCCAUUCAACAAAGUCUGACUAAACGAAUUGACUUGUCGCAGUCUCGAUAUGAUCAGUCGACUUAUAUGGGUCGUCUGCGUCACUUUUCAGAGAUUACCGAUCCUCGCAAUCUGUUUGCUAGCGAGACGGAACUGCAAGCUGCCAAAACGCUCGUACAGAGUUACAAAGCAGGCAAUUCGACGCCCAAUGUCACUGAAGAGCAACUCUGGAAAGCCAAAAAGUUGGUCGAUAGCACGUUUCAUCCAGAUACUGGCGAAAAAGUGUUUCUUCCUUUCCGUAUGUCAUCGUAUGUGCCAACUAACGUACCCAUUAUUGCUGCCAUGUUGUUGCCCAACCCAUCUGUUGCUGCUAUUAUUUUCUGGCAAUGGAUCAAUCAGAGUGCCAAUGUUGCCUUCAACUAUUGUAAUGCAAACAAGACAACCGAGAUGUCCACGACUGAAACAGUUGGAGCGUAUGCUGGUGCGGUAGGUGCAUCGUGUACGAUCGCAGUGGGACUAAGCCAAUGGCUAGCUAGAUCCAAAGGAUUAUCGCCUAGUACUCUUACUCUUUUAUCCCGUGGAGUUCCCUUUGUAGCUGUAGCCACGGCAGGUACACUCAAUGUUUUUCUCAUGCGUCAAAAGGAACUCAAAGAAGGCAUCCAAGUGCAAGAUGCUACAGGAACGAUUCUUGGUAAAUCUCAAACUGCUGGAACUCAUGCUAUAGGACAAGUUGCAGUGAGUCGAGUUGUGACUGCUGCACCAGCACUGUUUAUUCCUGGAUUGAUCAUGUCGCAAAUGGAACGAACGAGCUUAUUUAAACGAUUUCCAAGAUUAGUUGCACCCUUCAAUUUGAUCACUGUUGCGGGAUCGUUAUUGGCUGCUUUACCUUGUGCAAUUGCUCUGUUUCCUCAAGUUGCCUCUAUUGGAGUGGAGAAACUUGAACCGCAAUUCAAAGGAUUGGUUGAUGCAAAUGGGAAACCUGUUGAGCGAGUGUUUUUCAAUCGUGGACUGUAG